AUGAUACGAAACUUCCGGUUUAGAGCUCCGACGAAUCACCCCGGUUCCACCACCAUCCAAACCGACCACAACCGUCGGUUAAUCCGUUUUCCGACGAGAUGCUCUCCACCAGAUCUCAGCCAUUACACUAUUCUUGGCUUGGCCCCUUUUGCCUCCCAAGCCGAAGUCAAACGGGCUUUCAAACGUCUCGCUCUUAAGUACCAUCCAGAUGUGCACAAGGGACAGGAGAAGGAUUUCAAGGAGAUCAAAUCCGCUUACGAGUGUUUGAUGCAAAAGUUUGAGAAAGAAGAAGAGGAGACAACAGAAAUGGAUGAAACAGAAGAGUGGGAGGAGUGGAUGGGAUUCGAAGGAGGGAUUCCAUCAACGGUUCACACUUCUUUCUAG
Molecule: messenger RNA, 384 nt
Organism: Thlaspi arvense
Lineage: Eukaryota; Viridiplantae; Streptophyta; Magnoliopsida; Brassicales; Brassicaceae
Source: the annotation of a GenBank genome assembly